Messenger RNA from Haliaeetus leucocephalus (bald eagle), 3655 nucleotides. RefSeq names its product collagen and calcium binding EGF domains 1 (gene CCBE1). Lineage: Eukaryota; Metazoa; Chordata; Aves; Accipitriformes; Accipitridae. Gene Ontology annotation, molecular function: calcium ion binding. Bases 256 to 1302 code for a protein of 348 amino acids. The transcript has 10 exons. The record is from RefSeq and is a predicted model, not a curated record.
GCAGCCAACAUGCCCAGGGUGAAGAGCUCUCAGCCUGGAACCGGUCCAAAUCUGAAGUGCUGCCUACAUCUAUAGUGAGCCAAGACACUGCAUAGCUGUUACAAAAAGGUCUGGGCUUGUCACUUGGCCCUACCCCAAGAUCAUACUAUAGUUGAGUUUAUUUACAUUUAUUCAACAGUGCUUGGAGCAGUUGCUUCCAGCUUAGUGGAGCGCUUGCUUUGGUUCAUUUCUGACAGCUUCAUUGGACUCCAACUCAUGAUAUACAGAGGAAAAUUCAGUUCUGCAAGGCAACCUGAGACCAGGAAAAAAUGCUGUAAGGGUUAUAAGUUUGUUCUUGGACAGUGCAUCCCUGAAGACUAUGAUGUUUGUGCUGAAGCUCCCUGCGAACAGCAGUGCACAGAUAACUUUGGGCGAGUCUUAUGCACUUGCUAUCCUGGGUACCGCUAUGAUCGGGAGAGGCACAGGAACAGAGAGAAGCCGUACUGCCUAGAUAUUGAUGAGUGUGCCGCAAGCAAUGGGACGCUGUGCUCUCAGAUCUGUGUCAACACCAUGGGCAGCUACAGGUGUGAGUGUCACGAAGGCUAUACCCGGGAGGAGGAUGGCAAGACAUGCACCAAAGGAGAUAAAGCGGGGCUUCCUGAGAAGUCUGAAAAUGUGGCAAAACCGGGGACAUGCUGUGCCUCUUGCAAGGAAUUUCAUCAAAUAAAGCAGACAGUUUUACAACUGAAGCAAAAGGUUGCUUUGCUACCAAAUAAUGCUGCUGAUCUUAGCAAGCAAAUCACUGGUGAAAAAGUGCUUGCAUCUAAUGCAUAUAUCCCUGGCCCCCCAGGCCAGCCUGGCCAACAAGGCCCUCCAGGGGCUCCAGGACCAAAAGGGAGUCAAGGAGUUCCUGGGUCACCUGGACCUCCUGGACAGCCAGGCCCUCGUGGAUCAAUGGGGCCAAUGGGCCCAUCUCCAGACAUAUCGCAUAUUAAGCAGGGCAGACGGGGCCCCGUGGGCCCACCAGGAGCCCCAGGGAGAGAUGGUAGCAAGGGGGAGCGAGGAGCACCAGGACCAAAGGGGAUACCUGGCCCACCAGGUUCAUUUGAUUUCCUGUUGCUGAUGAUGGCAGACAUCAGAAAUGACAUCGCUGAGCUGCAAGAGAGAGUGUUUGGACACAGGACUCAUUCAUCAACAGAGGAGUUUCCAUUACCUCAGGAAUUUACAAACUAUCAUGACACAGUAGAUUUUGGAUCUGGAGAAGACUACAAACCACGAGCAGCACCCAGAGACUCCAGGAUACAGAAGGCAGCCCAUCCUUAGCUAUGCCUACUGAAAAAUAGAGCCCCUUUAGAGUUCUUCAAUAUAAAAAUGCACUGACAAUGUAAAAUAUAUAUAUAUUUCCCAGUUUUCUCUCUGCUUUUCCCCAACCAUGCUGCCUGUACUGUAGCUUUCCUGGUUCAUGGUAGCCUCCUUGCAGUAACUGCAUACCAUCAAGCCUGCACUGUGUGUUGUACCUAGACUAUCAAGAAAACCUUCUUAGUAUAUAAUAUGGUUAAGGCAUGCUCUAGCUAAUGGCACAGACCACAGUGUUUCAUCUGCCUACCUUGCCUUCUAUGUCGAAAUGACCCAGUACCCAAAUUUUGCCAGGGGUAGAGGGGUAGCUGAACAUCAUCCCUGAAUGAUGUCAUUAAUGAAAACCUUGAUCCACAGUUACUUUAGACAUGUAAAUAUAUUAUACCACUGAAGUCAAGUUUCCAGGUACUGUCCCCAGACUUAGGAGAGAGUGAAAAGGGGAUCCCUGUUUCACAGCAGAGGCCAGCUGUAAGUGAAAUGUCUUCUUCUAUUAUGCCACAUCAUGGCAGGAAAAGGCAAAAAAAAUACAGUGAAGCUGUGAUACAAGGGUGCUGCUUCUUGAUCUGGAAAUUAUUUGGCUUUGUGUUGCUACAGUAUCAUUCAAAGAGAGUUCGAAAAGAUGUUUGUCCUAAACUAACACUACUUUUCCCUUACCAUUCUCACACUGCCCAGUGUGAAGGCCAGUUCCCUUCCUCAAGAUUCACGCUGGAUACAUUACACAAAGAUGAGCAAGACAACAGGGGAUAUAUAAAGCAGCAAAACCAAGCAAAAAUUAAUCAAGUAGGCUUAUUGGCAAGCACAAAAUCAAUCCCAGCCUUGCAGAAAGAGUCGGAUUCUGAUCUCUUGUGGGUGCAUGUCUUCCCUGGUGAAAUGCUGAAGUCCAAGUGAAAUCAAGACCAGAGAGAAGCCUCAUGUUUGCAAAAAGCUUCCAUCUGUUUUGCUCCUCUGCUGCAUGAGGGCGACCUACAUGGCAGUCACAGAACUGGAACACAGAGUUGCAGUGUAUUUGGCUGGGUAUAUGAGGAGUACGAGUAGGUGCAAAAGUGCACAUGACAAAACAUUUCAACUGGUAUGAGGAUGGCUUAAGGUGAGGUACUGCACAUGGGAUCCUAUAUGAUGAAAGGGAGUGCCCUUUUUUUACACUGGAAAAUUGGAUGCACAAGUUAGACCAUACCUCAUGGAUGAUGUAUGUUACCAUUUCUUUUGGAUUACCACAGCUGCUGAGGACUUUGCCAUGCUUAGAAGAUAAAGGAGUAUAUUAAGCACAAAACUUUAAUUUUGUAUCUGUGUAGCUGCUACUUCUACAGUAUGUUUAGUGCUGGGUCAUGUUCAUGUUACAAAUGCAGAGAAAAACUUCUUAUUUUGCCACGUCUUUCAGGGUUUGCAUAUUCCAAUAGAAUAAAUACAGGUAAAAAUAUAAGCAGGCCCUUUUCAGAUAACCCAUAAAGGUUUGGAUUUCCUUCCAUAUUCUCUGGGCCAAAAGAUAGUCGGUGUAAUCCCUACGCCACCAGUACAGGUCACAUUGUAUAAACAGCUGGUUGUCUAAACCUUUCAUAUCAUUUGUAUAUUAUCUUAAGAGGAUGCAUUCAUUCCUGUGAUUGUUUCCCAACUCCUCGCUAUCACUAUGCCACAAGCAAGGGCAUUAGCUUUAAGAACGUUGAUGUUCUAUACUCCUCUUCAUGUUAUCUGUGCAUCAAUAUUUACAAAGCAAUGACUAAGUCACUGGGGUAGCUCAGAAAAAAUGAUAGUGCUCUCACCAUGUAGUCUUUGGGCUUCUCCUCGGGGAGGAGCUCUGGCAGCAGCUGCAGAUCCAAGUAGUCUUGUGAACCAGGUAAUAAGGAAAUCAGUGAGACUUGGGGAAGGAAUCUGUGGCCAAAAGAGGUAUGGUCUUAUACGCAGCAGACUGAAAGAAACCUCUAAGACAGCACAAACUGAGGCACUUAUGUCUUAUUUUCUUAAUUUCAAGCAGGCAACUAGGUAUAACAUUGUUCAUGAAUAUGCAAUUUGUUAAGUGUCAAAUGUUAUAUUUGUAACUCUUGCAAAUUAUAUAACUCUUGCAUAUAUUUACCACCACACCCCAUCACCUGCUGGAUCAGGUUGAUUCCCAUGACAGAAUUAAUAGCUGCAGGUUUUUUGACCAUCAGAUACUGAAUAAUGAGUUAGAUGAGUUACUUCCUACAUACCAGCUAAAUUCUAUUGUCCCCUACCCACAAGAUGUCUUCUAAAAAAGGCACUUACUUUAGUUCUAAGCUCUGCUUUUCCAAAUACAGACAAAUACCAAAUGAGAAGUUCCUACAGUUUGACCAUCAAAUCCAGGGAA